AUGUUCCACCGCGCCCUCACCCUGGAGACUCGCGGCUGGUAUUUCUCCGGCGGAGAGAUUGACUGCGCGGGGGAGAAGGACCAGCGGGACAUCUCAGAGGUCAUCUCCUACGUGCUGAACCAGAGUGACUGGCAGCCGGACCCUGGGCGCAUCGCGCUGGCCGGGAUCUCUUACGGGGCCGGUUUGGCGCUGUUGGGCGCCGGCCGAGACCCACGUGUGAAGGUGGCGGUGGCAAUGUCUGGAUGGUCGGACUUGCAGCAGGCCUUGUUCAAGCACAACUCUCCAAACCUCGUCUGGGGCGUAGUGCUGGUGGUGAUGGCCCAUGUGGUCGGCAAACCCGAGCCACUUUUGGACGAGGUCUGGCGCCAGGUCCUCGCCGGGAACGUCACGGCGGCCCAGGAGUUCGCUGCGCUCCGCUCCGUCUUGCCCCUGCUGCCAGCGCUCGAGAACCGCAGCGUGCCGCUCUUCAUCUCCAACAACUUCGAGGAUCGUUUGUUCUAUCCGGAGGACGCCAUUGCUUUAUACGAGCAGUACAAGGGUCCAAAGCGACUACUGUUGAAUCAAGGCGUCCACGCCAGCGCGGAAAUCGGAGGGCUGAUUGGGCUGCCGAACAACCACGUCUGGCUGGAGGUGAAGAAGUGGCUGGCCACGCACCUGAAGGGCGAGCCGGGGCCAAGUCCGCCUGCGGUGGAGAUGCAGCUGAGGUCCAAUCACGCGGUGCGAGAGCAGUUCGACAUCUGGCCCAGUAGCCGCCUGCAGCGGUGGGAGCUGGUGCCCUCCCCUCGGGGCCACGGCCUCUUCGGGCGCCUGGUGGCCCGGGGCGAGGAGGCUCCCAGCGCGGAGUUCGAGAGCAUCUCGUUUGGCAGGUUGACGGGCAUCAAUGCAGGACUUCCAAUCCUUGGUGAGCUGAUGCAGGUUUUCGUCGACCACCGCAUCAAGUCCAACCUCCUCCUAAGCUCCAGGAAGCAUGCCAUCUGGUAUUACAAGGAGAUCGGGACAGAGCGCCUUUGUGGCACUCCGACGCUGAGCUUGGACAUGACGCCCAGCCACGGCAAGUGGCAGGUCGUAGCCUACCUUCUCGGGGUUGACCGCAUCACCAAAGUAGGCACCCUGAUCUCGCACGGCUCCCUCACGUGCUGGAACUGCACCGCCGGACAGCGAGGCACCUACGAGAUUACUUUGCGGACGCUGUGCGAAGAUUUAGGGGGUCUGGGCAUGGGCGGCAUCGGCCUGGCUUUGAACAUGUACUCCGCGCUGUACAAGCCUGCGAACGCCGAGGAAGCCCUGUCAAUGAACUUCCACUACUCUGGGAACUUCUCCCUGUCGGUUCCUGUUGCCGAGAGCCGGUCUUCUACCGUCCUGGUGUGA
Symbiodinium natans is the source of this 1368-nucleotide messenger RNA. The record is from the annotation of a GenBank genome assembly. Lineage: Eukaryota; Dinophyceae; Suessiales; Symbiodiniaceae.